AUGCCAGAUAAUUCUUUAGAUAUUUUGUCUAAUACUCAAGAUGUUUUAAUUCAAGAAGAGUCAGAUAAUUUGCAACUGGCAUUGUCAGAUAUCAUAACCAAACAACAAGAAAUUCAGCAAUAUAUGAAACAAAUGAAGAGAAUUAACAAAAUAUCUGAAGAUACUAACAUCAAUCCUAUAUCUCAAAAAUAUGUAAGAUAUACAAGAUAUGCAAAUCGAAACAUCGAACUUUCUGCUGAAGGCUCUGAUUAUGAGAAUUUAGAAAUAAAUGAGAUGGAUGAAAGUGAACCUUCUCUAAGUGAUAAUAAAUUGAAUAAUAAUCAUAUUGCUGAAAUAUUCGAAGACUAUUCAUAUCCUUCGUUUACAUCAUUUCAAGAGUCAAAUAACACACAAUUGAAAAAUAAUGAUAGAUUUUUAUGGAUAUUAAUAUGGAUAAUGAAUUUUUGUAUAAUGUUCAAUUUAUCAGAAUGGUCAUGA
This is a messenger RNA of Funneliformis geosporum, 477 nucleotides long. The record is from the annotation of a GenBank genome assembly. NCBI's taxonomy places the organism in Eukaryota, Fungi, Glomeromycota, Glomeromycetes, Glomerales, Glomeraceae.